Molecule: messenger RNA, 1031 nt
Organism: Erigeron canadensis
Lineage: Eukaryota; Viridiplantae; Streptophyta; Magnoliopsida; Asterales; Asteraceae
Product: 20 kDa chaperonin, chloroplastic
Exons: 6
Coding region: 115-888 (257 amino acids)
Biological process (GO): positive regulation of superoxide dismutase activity
Cellular component (GO): chloroplast; mitochondrial matrix
Molecular function (GO): protein-folding chaperone binding; transition metal ion binding; ATP binding
Source: RefSeq, a predicted model, not a curated record
AACCCCCUAUAUCUAUUUCUAUCUACAUCUCUAGGGUUUUGUUAUCCUUUCCGUUUUCCUUGACUCUCACAGCAAUCCACUUACACACACUACACACACACACAAAGGUUGGAAAUGGCGGCUGCACAGAUAACAACAUCAACAUGUUUUCUUCCAUCUUUCGAUGGUUUAAGGUUGUCUUCAACAUCAACCUUAAAAGUUUCAUCAGUUGCUGUGGUUUCUUCGCCUUGUAGAAGAAAUUUGACCCUUAAGUCAACCCGUGGUUUGGUGGUCAAAGCUGCUACUACUGUUGCUCCUAAGUACACUUCAUUGAAACCAUUGGGUGAUAGAGUGUUGAUUAAAAUCAAGGCUGCAGAAGAAAAGUCUGCUGGCGGUAUACUACUACCGUCAACAGCACAGACAAAACCACAAGGGGGUGAGGUUGUUGCUGUUGGAGAGGGUAGGACAAUUGGAGACAAGAAGGUGGAUAUUGAUGUGAAGACUGGCUCUCCAGUUGUAUACUCCAAGUAUGCGGGAACAGAGGUUGAGUUUAAUGGGUCAAACCAUCUUCUUUUGAAGGAAGAUGACAUUGUUGGUGUUCUUGAAACAGAGGAUAUUAAGGAUUUGAAGCCUCUUAAUGAUAGAGUUCUUAUCAAGGUGGAGGAAGCGGAGCAAACAACAGCUGGUGGUUUACUGCUUACACAGGCUAGCAAAGAGAAACCCUCCAUUGGCACGGUGAUUGCUGUAGGACCUGGUCCUCUGAAUGAGGAAGGAGUUAGAACAGGAUUGCCAUUGUCUCCAGGAAACACAGUUCUUUACUCCAAAUAUGCAGGGAACGACUUCAAAGGGCCUGAUGGUUCAGAGUACAUUGCUCUUCGUGCUUCUGAUGUAAUGGCUGUUCUUUCAUAAUUAUUUGGCUUACAGUAAAAGUCCAUGCCUUUGUUUACUGCAAAAUUUGAGAAAGGAUAACGUAGAAUUGCGGUGUUGUAAUCACGUCUUUAAAGACGACAUUUUUUCAAACUUCUUUCUAUAAAAGGCUAUGUUUUAUGCAA